Molecule: messenger RNA, 1457 nt
Organism: Fimicolochytrium jonesii
Lineage: Eukaryota; Fungi; Chytridiomycota; Chytridiomycetes; Spizellomycetales; Powellomycetaceae
Exons: 3
Coding region: 195-1175 (326 amino acids)
Source: RefSeq, a predicted model, not a curated record
CGACUGUUGACAAAGCAAUCAAGUGGCAAGCCCGGGCUGUGCCUGCUUCCUGCCAACGUGCUGAAAUUCCGCCACCUAUAUACGUAUAUGUGCAGCACUGCCCUCGCCCAUAUCACAUGAAUUCAACGAUUUGCUUGUCUUCUUCCAUAUGCUCGUUUUAGCUUUCGCCUGGAUAGCAAUAACCUACGUCCGACAUGUUCCAACCUCGCCGACUCGUCCCUCGCCGAGUGCUAGCGGGGGCAAGCAUGAUUGCGCUCGCCAUCGCCUUUUUUAUAUUCUAUAGGACGCUACGGAGGUCUAUGCUUCGACCUCUAAUUGUGUACGUCUAUUACGACGGAAGCAUGACUCCGGAAGAUGAAUCCUUCCGCGCAAGCAUGGGUACAAUCAAUGGUUUCAACGCCGCAGACGCCGCCCGGAACAGACCACAGCAGACAGCCAACUUGGAGUUUUUCCUACGUCAUGGAUUGCAAAGCAAUGCCGAUUACCUGUUCGUUAUGAACAGUCCCACACCUCAAGGCGUGGUGUUUCCCAACUUGCCAAACAUCUUCGUGUGGGGAAAAGAGAACAAAUGUUACGAUUUGGGUUCUUUCCGCCAAGGAGUAGAGUAUAUGGCUAAAAGACAUCGCCGCUACCGACGGUACAUAAUGAUUAACGCAUCGGUGCGGGGUCCCUUUCUUCCACUAUACGAUAGAGGGUGCUGGAUCGAUCAUUUCCUCGAUCGCCUCACAGAUGACGUCAAAAUGGUGGGGACGACGGUCUAUUGCAAUAUGCAUGGAGUUUCCCGGCACGUGCAGAGUAUGGUAUUGGCCUUCGAUGAGGUUGGAUAUGCGGUUGGGCCCGCAACAUUGCCUUGCCCGGACAAAAUCACUGAUGCAGUUCAUAUGGGCGAGGUUCCCUUGACCGGCAUCUUGGAGACCAAUGGCUACAAAGUGGAUGCGCUGAUGACUUCUGCCACGGGUGACCCGGAUCGUUGUGACUCCGGCGACAUGAAUUUUCGGGAUCGCUACUAUGGCAUGAGCUUCCACCCGUAUGAGCUCAUAUUCAUCAAAGCGAACCGGGGCAUUGAUGAUAAUGCGCUGAAUCAUUACAGCACAUGGCACGACAACAUGCUCGGCAUCCACAAAAACUCUUGCCCGUACUAUGUGUCUGGGCCACCGCUCCGCGGCACUGCCUGAUUCAUCAUCAGGUGCUGAGCGCCGACAUUAUGAGCAGCCUGCUCUCCUAAGGAGCUAUAUGUCAUGGAAGCCUGCAAUCCCUGUCCCAUUUCAGUAUCAGCGAAGGAAGACUGUCCUGGAAAGAGGUUCACAAAUGCAUAUACGCAAACACAUAGAUAUACAUGUACACAUUAACGGCCACAAAUCAAUGGCCACAUUUUGUCAAUGACCCUAUGAUGGAGAUGCUUUUAACCAUAUAUGCAACGCGUCAAUACAAUCGGAGAAAACUGCUGUUGAUAAAGG